AUGAAUUAUUAAGACCCUACAAUUUUGGCAUUAAAGUAAUAGAAUGUAGAGUAAUAGAGAUAAAUAGAAUAAAUGAUGGGAAGGGUCAAUAUGCUCAUUAAAUAAUAAUAACUAUUGAAACCUCCAAAUAAAAAAUUAGAGAUUGUGUAUAAGAAGAAAAAACUACAUGAUGAUAUAGUAGAUGAAGUAAUUUAAAUAUCAACAAUUAUUAAAGCUAAAAUCAGCAAAGGAGUCUCUUUAUGAUCCUUAAAGUGAAUAAAGAAAAAAAGAGGAUAAUUUAAUAAAGAGAUAUUAACUCAAUAAGGCUAUUAAAACAGCCAAAGCUCAAGUUGAUAAGGAACGAGAGGAACAAGCAAAAUAUAUGAAGAAAAUUAGUAGUCUUCAUUAAAAAUCAAUUGAAGAAUAGAAGCAAUAAAUGUAUUAAGAAAGAAGAACAAACAGAAAUAAAGUCUAAUUAGAUGAAUUUUAAUCUAAAUAUAAUUAUUAAGUGUAUUGGGAUGAGAGAGUUAAGAAAUUUGAAGAGGAAUAAAAAAAAGUUAAACAUCAAUUAUCUAAAUCUAUGAUGGAUUAAGAAAAUUUAAUGAAUUAUUUAGAGUAGUAAGAAACACUAUUAUUGAGUAAAAUGCAAUAAAGCAAAUCUUCUCAAUAAUUUAUAUAAUAAAAAUUAGAAGAUGCAUAGAAAUUAAAAUCCAAAGAAUUUGAAUAAAAAUACGGAAAGCCUAAAGAAUCAAAGUACUAAUAAAUACUAGAUAUUAAGGCAAAAUAAUGA
Messenger RNA from Paramecium pentaurelia, 769 nucleotides. The record is from the annotation of a GenBank genome assembly. Lineage: Eukaryota; Ciliophora; Oligohymenophorea; Peniculida; Parameciidae.